This is a messenger RNA of Saccostrea cuccullata (small rock oyster), 1182 nucleotides long. RefSeq lists its product as uncharacterized. The record is from RefSeq and is a predicted model, not a curated record. Lineage: Eukaryota; Metazoa; Mollusca; Bivalvia; Ostreida; Ostreidae. The transcript has 8 exons. The coding region runs from base 154 to 1095 and encodes 313 amino acids.
AAAUACAAUUUAUCAUUAAGUCAAAUGCUGACUGAUGUUUUUCAUAUAUACUAACUGUUAGAUCAUUAUUUAAACACUAAAGUGACGACGGAUUUUCCUUUAUUUUCCGAUUUUAAAAGGAUGUGACGGCUGGCAGGGCAUGCUCACUCCUCCAUGACACCCGAUCCCACCUGUUUUGGAGAUGUGUGUGACCAAGAAUUUCAACCAGGAAUAAACCUUUGGAUAGAACAUUGUACCCUUUAUUCGAAUUGGACGUCGACAGCACACAUUGGAAAUAAAACUUGUCCAUUUUAUCAAUACGGUGUCACAUUGGAAGAAAACGAUACCCUAGUUGCGCACACGUAUACGAAUAAUCUGAAAUAUUCUUACUGGGGAUUAAAAGUAUCAACUAAAUACAAUGUUAAAGUUACACCUUAUUUUCGAUGCACAAAUGGCAAGGACAUUGAAUCCAGUAAAAAUAAAAGAAUCAACUCAGUAGAAAUUUCAUCGCUAGACAUCUUGACUGGUGGAAGCCCUGCAAAAGCUUGUCUACACAAUGACGAUUACCAGUCAUCUAGCGUUGAAAGAUGGCAGCGCAAAAUGGGUUCUAAACAUGCAGUGAUAGAGAUUUUUCCUACAACACGGGAUGUUGUGACAAAGACGCAUGGUUCUCAAAUAAACAAAUCAACAAUUGUAAAGGAAAACGGAAAUUCUGUAGAUAUAUUCUUACACAAGAAUAAUCUCCUGGUUUUCGGUGUGGGCAGUGGGGGCCUUCUGUUCAUUCUUUUCCUUAACAUAUUAGCCAUCGUCUGUUGCGUGAAGAGAAAACGAGAGAAAAGGAAUGACUUAAUUUUUAAUGUUGAACAAGAGAAGCUAGAGGCCAACAGUAUCGAAUUAGUCGAUUCCUUGUAUGCAAGGCCUUUUUCCUACAAUUUAUACGAUCGUCCAGAUAACACUGAUGAUAGAAAGGAGAUGGAUCAAGAAAAGCGAAUAGAAAUUGAAAGAAAACAAAUUGCGAGUUUAUAUAGUUUUGGAGGAUUUUCAAUGGGUGAAUUUCAAGAUGAAGAGGUUGCAUAUGGUAACGACCGUGGAACAAAAUACGGAAAUAUCAUGUAGAUACAUGUAUAGAAUCAUAUAAACUUUCACAAGAUAAGAAAUGGUUUCUUAGACAAACAAAUGUUUACUUUUACCAAAAUAUGCAUG